Molecule: messenger RNA, 1539 nt
Organism: Letharia lupina
Lineage: Eukaryota; Fungi; Ascomycota; Lecanoromycetes; Lecanorales; Parmeliaceae
Exons: 4
Coding region: 1-1539 (512 amino acids)
Source: RefSeq, a predicted model, not a curated record
AUGGACCCAGUCUCAUUGAGUGCCUCAGCUGCGGCGCUUAUCACUAUCUUUGUUCAAGCUGUGAAGGUCUUAAAGCAGACAAUCGAGACUAUUCGGAAUGCUAAGAGCUUCCUUCUAAGGCUCUUGAGCCAAACGGAACGCAUCCGCAUUUUCCUGGAGCAACUUCGCGCCCUCACAGCACAGCUUGGGCCUCGAGCUGGCAUUCUUCUGAACUUCAAUGAUAGCGGCCCCAAAGAAACGAUCAACGAGCUUCAUGCUUUCGUUCAAAGUAUUGCUCAAACACCUGCGUUGAUCAGGAUCAAAGUACUGCUGAACCGAAGUGCCGCUGAUCAUUUGGUUGAGAGGCUUCAUCGUCACGAAGAAGAAAUUAUGCAGACGUUGUUAUCAGUUGCAGCGUCCGCAGCCGUUAGGACGGAGGACGAGAUCCGCCGAAUACGCGAAGAUGCGAUUCUUCAUUCUAGAAUCACGGCCCCUUUCAGCUCUGAAGCACCUGUUGCCGUUGACGCGCCUGACCUUCAAGCCGAUAACCUCAGGCCGAGAGUUUCAGGAAUGGGAAAUUCUGUGGUAGGCUCUGUGGAUAGUCAGAAAAAGUCUAGCAUACCAAGUCACUGGGAGCCGUCCAUGAAUGGCUUCUCUUCAUUGCAGAUCUCAGACACGCAGACACUGGCUGAAGAAGAAUAUGACGAUACAAUACCUCAGACCAACGAUCAGAGCCAUGUAUCACGAAUUCCGAAGGAAUCUCAAGAUUUUAUGCAAGACCACGACCCCGAGUCAGCCAUUUUUGAAGCAGAUUUAUUCAACAACGACGAGAGUAUAGAAGUAGAGCAGCUUAGUAAGCUCCCGGUCUGGUUUGGCGAUCUCUCACCUGUAGGUUUUGACAGAAGGUAUCUUGCGUUGAGAGAUAAACUUUCAGACGCGGCUUACUCCGGCCAAUUCGAGACACUGUUCCAAGUAUUAGCUGAUGUGGAACACGCCUAUGCGCAGUCAUGGGCAAACGCACCACGACUCAGCAGGACACCUCAGCAAGCGUCCGGAUGGAUCCCUCUUCAUCAAGCUGUCUACAUGGGAGCAUCCAAAGACCACAUCACCCGCCUAGUUCGGGAUUUUGGCUCUCUGCGUCUCCUCCGCACUGCCUGGACCAGCUCAUCCGAACUUCCGAAUCGUAACAUGACCGCGCUCGAGAUAGCUAUGGCAAUUGGACGCUGGGAACUCGUUGACGUGCUCAAUUCGGAAAUCCUUUACCCCAUUUCGCACCCCAUUCUCACGACAUUACAAAUACACUUCCAUAACCUCAUUCGCAGCAAUUUGUCUGCGCGUCCGAACGAGCUUGCCGCCCUGAGGCUCCCGGAUCUUCUAGUACUGACAGAGUUGGAACUUCCAAUGAUGUGGUUCCCCUUAAAAUCGGAGGGACCAACAAAAAGCCCGCGAAUGGAAAUGAGGGAUUCGGGUCCCGAUAUUCGAAAAGAGAGGGCUCGAGAAAGGGUCAGGGUGAGACCCGAUAUCUUAAGAUUGACUUUCCCUGAUGUUGGACCGUACUAA